UCACUCCGCCCCCUCCUCCACCUCCUCAUUCCUGCUGACUCCCUGCUCGCUGUCCUCUCUCGCCUCGUCGUCUUACCCCUGUCUGGAUGCCAGUAGCUGCUAGUCAUGGAGGAUGCAACAGUCACACACCAUGCAGAACCGUUAGUAACCAUACCUCUAACAUCAGAAUUACAAGAGGAAGAGGGGGAAAAGGUGGGGGUGUUCACCGCACCUUCAACAUCUGUAUUACAAGAGGAAGAAGGGGAAAAAGUGGGGGUGUUCAGCACACCUUCAGCAUCAGCAUUAGAAGAGGAAGAAGGGGAAGAAGUGGGGGUGCUCACUACAGACUCAGCAAUAGUAUUUCAAGAGAAGGAAGUGGGGUGGGUCACUACAAGAAGUGAAGAUAAUUGGGGGUCAAACAAAGCCCCUGCUGCGUUGGAACCAGUAGUGACGCAGCCCGGUCUUGGCAUCACCAAAACCACCAUCACCACCAUCACGCAGACUGGAGGGGACUGGAGCACUGGCCUACUUGAUGUCUGCAGAGACAAGACAACAUGUAUUCUCGGGGCUCUCGUGCCGUGCUGUUUAGACCUGAGUUUAGCUCACCAAUAUGGGGAGUGUCUGUGCAUGCCUCUACUACCAGGAUCCACUUUUGCCAUACGAGUUGGGAUCAGGGAGCGCUACAAGAUACGGGGAAGUGUGUGUGAGGACUGGACUACAGUGUAUUGCUGUUACCCUCUGGCUGUAUGUCAGAUGAUAAGAGAAAUGAAGUGGAGGAUGAAGACUCAGACAUAUCAUGUGUCUACUACACUCGAAUGCUCCUAAAGAAACAGCAAAUGAGAUCCUUUUUUUUUUUUUUUUUUUUCAAUUUAUCAUAAAUGUGUGAAGACCAUCAGAGAUUACUGGUAUGAACAAUAGGAUGAAUCAUUACUCUGAGGUUUGAACUUGCCCCUGAGGGCUUCUUAAAUAAUAAAAAACAAGCCUGUGAUACAAAUACUUAAAAGUGAUAGAAAAGGGAAAACUUAAAGUAACGGCAUAAACUGUGUUAAAGGUACAGCUGUAAAACAUGAACCAACACCAACACUGAUAACCUUUGUUCAGUUGCAGAUAUUUUUAAAUGUAGUUAGUUCAAAGAUCAUUAAAAGCCAUUACAUCUGGAUUAAUGCAUAUAGAAUAUUGCAGAGCAGUUUUUUAUGAAGGUAUUGGUCUGAUUAAUUAUAUUUGAAAGAUCAGCUUAACCAACUUUUUACUGCAGCAUUAAAUUCCGGCACUUAUAAUUCUUAACUUAUCUAUAAUUUUGGUUUUAGAAACAGCCUGGGUUAACUUCUGUGACUGAGGUAACUGCACGACAUUUUACAUAAUGAAAAUUUAGAAAGACUCAAGUAAGUUUAGCUUUUUACAAUGCCUGUUACCUACACCACUGAAGCCGCUAUUCUUCCUGGGGUGCAGAAUAAAAUGUUAUAUUGUGACAAUACAUCAUGACAACUUGCAUCACACAGACACAUUUAACAAAUCAAUAACUAGAACACACACAGAAACAAGAUGAGCUCCUUACAGUUAAAAAAGGUUGUGUGAUUGCAUUAGGAAUUUGUACUUAAUAUUGGGGAAACUUUAAUAAUGGAGAACAGCACAACACAUCAAAACAUUUACUGUUUACUGGUGUUGACACUAAGUACCAGCCCUGCACAGGUUGGCACAUAACAGACUGAAUUUGUUUUUGAUAAUGUAAUGUUUCCUCAUGCGGCUGGUCUGUUAGUGCAUAAUCAUGUCUGUCUAAACUGAAAGAUGAUUUUAUACAAAAAUAAUAUAAUGUUUGUAAUCAAUACAUUCAUUGACUAUAGUAAUAUAUUCUUACAUGUAACCAGUCUAGACUUUUAAACAUUGUUCCAGUGGUUGUUCUACUCACAACAAAGCUUAACAUGGUCUGUUAUGUUUUGUACCUUUUGCAAUUUCUUGAUGUAGUUUUAAACCUUAUUGCUGGGCAAUAAUGAAGAUGAAAGCACAGACUCCAUAUAAAAGAUGGGUUUGAACAUGAAGUCACCCUCUGGUGAGUGCAGUAAAAUUGUGAAGCUUCAAA
Messenger RNA from Pelmatolapia mariae (spotted tilapia), 2056 nucleotides. It is a transcript of the gene plac8l1, whose product is annotated as PLAC8 like 1. The record is from RefSeq and is a predicted model, not a curated record. The transcript is spliced from 4 exons. Lineage: Eukaryota; Metazoa; Chordata; Actinopteri; Cichliformes; Cichlidae. Bases 106 to 804 code for a protein of 232 amino acids.